AUGACCAUCAAAACAACCAGAUCUGAAUCAAGUCUUCGUUCAUUGCGUCCCAAGAAGUUGGAACGUCGUGACCUGCAGCUUGCCGUCCCAGGCAACAAAAUCAGGAGAAUGUCGUUGCGCAAGGUCGAUGGCUCCAAGGAACCAAGUGGCGAGGGCACUUUCAUGAGAGAAAGGUAUCCGUCAGCAUCAUUGCAGCGUCCACUCGUGGUCGAAUACUACAAGUUAAACGAUCUUGCGGGUGAAGACUCCGUCCGGGUACCUCCUCGGCUUCCAAUUACCCAAAACGGGGAAGCUAGGAGAGACCCGCGGUUUACAUCAUCGUUCAGGACCUUGGACCAUGACCAAAAGGUGGAAGAGCUGGAAAGCUAUGUCGACGAAGUAAGAUGGUUCAUCCAGAGAGUGUCCAAGGAAGUGGUAUUCGAAAACGAGGUUUAUCCGCUUCACGUUGCCAUGUACAGAAUAUUCAUGGUGCUGCAAGAAGACCCAUCUUAUCAGUAUGAUAAGCUGCCACAAAGUGAUAGAAAGCUUUUGUUUGAUUGUUGUGUGGAAUCUUUCAUGCGACGACAACAGGAAUACGCAGAACAGACAUAUCUGGAUUCUGCCUAA
This is a messenger RNA of Cylindrotheca closterium, 606 nucleotides long. The record is from the annotation of a GenBank genome assembly. NCBI's taxonomy places the organism in Eukaryota, Bacillariophyta, Bacillariophyceae, Bacillariales, Bacillariaceae.